Molecule: messenger RNA, 2253 nt
Organism: Zingiber officinale
Lineage: Eukaryota; Viridiplantae; Streptophyta; Magnoliopsida; Zingiberales; Zingiberaceae
Product: CTP synthase-like
Exons: 21
Coding region: 153-1979 (608 amino acids)
Biological process (GO): CTP biosynthetic process; pyrimidine nucleobase biosynthetic process
Molecular function (GO): CTP synthase activity; identical protein binding
Source: RefSeq, a predicted model, not a curated record
UCGGAUCGUCCUUGUUUCCUAUUUCCUGGAGCGAGCGAGGAAGCGCGAGGGAGAAGCGAGGGAUCCUGUUCUCGACGCGCUCAUUUUUGCUCUUGGCCUCGUCAUCUUGCUCACGCUCCUUCGAUUUGCGUGAAUUUUCUCGCGGAAAGGAGAUGAAGUACGUGCUGGUGACCGGAGGAGUGGUGAGCGGAUUGGGCAAAGGGGUGACGGCGAGCAGUAUUGGAGUCCUCCUCAAGGCAUGCGGCCUCCGCGUCACCUCCAUAAAGAUUGAUCCUUAUUUAAACACUGAUGCUGGAACUAUGUCUCCAUUUGAGCACGGGGAAGUAUUUGUUUUAGACGAUGGUGGCGAGGUGGAUUUGGAUCUUGGAAAUUAUGAAAGGUUUCUUGAUAUCAAGUUAACUCGUGAUAAUAAUAUCACUACCGGGAAAAUCUAUCAGUCUGUCAUUGACAAGGAAAGGAGGGGUGACUAUCUUGGAAAAACAGUUCAGGUUGUCCCACACAUUACUGGUGAGAUACAGGAGUGGAUUGAACGCGUAGCAAUGAUACCCGUGGAUGGCAACGAAGGACCUGCUGAUGUCUGUGUCAUAGAAUUAGGUGGAACAAUAGGUGAUAUUGAGUCAAUGCCCUUCAUUGAAGCUUUGGGUCAAUUCUCUUACCGUGUUGGCCCUGGUAAUUUCUGUCUGGUUCAUGUCAGCCUUGUACCAGUAUUGAAUGUUGUUGGUGAACAGAAAACUAAGCCAACUCAACAUAGUGUUCGGGGUCUAAGAGGACUUGGAUUAACACCAAAUAUUUUGGCAUGCCGCAGUGCAAAGCCACUGGAGGAAAAUGUUAAAGAAAAACUUUCACAAUUUUGUCAUGUUCCGGUACCUAAUAUUGUCACCCUUCAUGAUGUUACGAACAUUUGGCACAUUCCUCUAUUAUUGAAGAAGCAGAAGGCACAUGAAGCUCUCAUAAAAAUUUUACAACUCCAAGGAGUUGCUAAGGAACCUAGGUUGGAUGAAUGGACAAGAAGGGCUGAAAUAUGUGACACAUUGCAGGAUCCUGUCAGAAUUGCAAUGGUCGGAAAAUAUACUGGUCUUUCUGAUGCUUAUCUCUCGGUCUUGAAGGCACUUUUGCAUGCUGCUGUUGCUUGCCAAAGGAAACUGGUUGUGGAUUGGAUAGCAUCUCCUGACCUUGAAGAAACUACUGAAAAAGAGGCUCCUGAAGUCCACAAAAAAGCUUGGGGUCUAUUGAAAGCAGCAAAUGGCAUACUAGUUCCAGGAGGUUUUGGGGAUAGGGGCGUGCAAGGAAAAAUACUUGCUGCUAAAUAUGCUCGUGAAAACAAAGUGCCUUAUCUUGGAAUUUGUCUUGGAAUGCAGAUUGCUGUGAUUGAAUUUGCUCGAUCUGUUAUGAAGUUGCCAUAUGCAAACAGUACAGAGUUUGCCCCUGAUACAAAGACACCGUGUAUUAUCUUCAUGCCUGAGGGCUCUAAAACUCAUAUGGGCGCUACGAUGAGGCUUGGAUCUAGGACGACAUAUUUUGAAGUCCCUAACUGUAAAGCUGCGAAACUGUAUGGUAAUGUUAAUUUUGUUGACGAACGACAUCGGCACCGAUAUGAGGUAAAUCCAGAUAUGGUCCCAGAAUUUGAGAAGGCUGGACUUGCUUUUGUCGGUAAAGAUGAAACCGGAAAGCGAAUGGAGGUUAUUGAGCUCCCCGAUCAUCCUUAUUUUAUCGGAGUGCAAUUUCAUCCAGAAUUCAAAUCUAGACCUGGAAAACCAUCUGCUCUUUUCUUAGGACUAAUCGCCGCCUCGAGCGGGCAGCUCAAUACUUUGCUAAGAACUCCUUUCGCUUCCGAUGCAGCACCACCUAGACUCCCUUCGAUGAAUGGUCCUGUGACACUAAAACCUCACCAGAAUGGGAAUUUGAAGAAGCUCACCAAUGGCCUCGCCAAUGGAAACUACCAUGCCAACAGCAUCAAUGGCAAUGGUGUGCAUGUGUGAUUUUUGCACUGACGUGCAUCUGCUGCUCCCUUUUUUGCCAUGUCUACUUUCGUUCUUACGUGUCGAGGCUACUCUUUGCGCUCCAUCGAGGAAGAAGUUUGCGAACUCGAGGGACUAUGAGGCAUGGUGCUGUUCUAAGGUUUUACGAGAGAGCAAACAUCCUUGUUCCUCUUGGCUUCGUUGAGGGGGACUUUGGUAUAACUUUUUUUGUAUAAAGAAUUAACUUAUUUUUUAAAUUUUGGUUGUGAAGUAUAUCUUGAAUUUGUUUUUAUUA